Messenger RNA from Exophiala viscosa, 1219 nucleotides. Its product is annotated as putative methyltransferase-domain-containing protein. The coding region runs from base 479 to 1204 and encodes 241 amino acids. Gene Ontology annotation, biological process: peptidyl-lysine methylation. Lineage: Eukaryota; Fungi; Ascomycota; Eurotiomycetes; Chaetothyriales; Herpotrichiellaceae. The record is from RefSeq and is a predicted model, not a curated record. The transcript has a single exon. Gene Ontology annotation, molecular function: protein-lysine N-methyltransferase activity. Gene Ontology annotation, cellular component: cytosol; cytoplasm.
GAAAUCAACUGCAGGAGGGGUCCGUGUUGCGCCUCAAUCGAUCUUAUUAUCUGGCCGAUCGAUUUGUUCCAUUUCAGAAAGUGGUCACGAUUCUGAAGAGCACUCAUUUGAUGUUUUACUAUUGAAGAAGAUUCCCAUUUCAAAGGUAGGACUGCUUGCCAUUGUGCAUUUACCCUGGACUCUCUUUCCGUACAAGGUCUAUCCAAUCAUCUUGCGCGGGUGAUUAUUUCGGAUCCGUCAGUGCGCGAGUCAUCUUGACCACUUUUGAGGCGGCCGAAGACUCAAAAUAUAAUCCAUUGGCGCAAGCGCGCAUAUGAACAAUCACAAUUGGGUUCAUGGGGUGCACCGAACCAGUAACGAGUUUCUUCAGUAUUUGAGCGACUGCACGCGUUGACGGUGGAGAUGGGGAGACAAUAGCCUUCGGAAUCUAACCUGCGGAAGCAAAACGAACGAGUCAAUCUCGCAGGCCAACGAGACCAUGCCAGCCUCACGCUCACAAUCGCCAGAGAACGACGUCUUUGGUAUCUCUACAGAAAUUGUGCCAGAGCGCACCAAUAAAACCGCAUCCACCACCAAUCUGACGUUCGAUGAUCUCCUACCCAACGAUAAACCUCUACUACUCCAUGAAGACCUCCAAGAAGGAUGCGGAGGCCAGCUAUGGCCCGCUGGCAUGGUGCUCUCAAGAUACCUGCUCACCUACCACAAGACAGGAUCACUACUGGACAAGUCCAUAGUCGAAAUCGGUGCUGGAGGAGGCCUGGUCGGGCUAGCGGUGGCACUGGGCUGUGAGAUCAAUAGACCGGUAUACAUCACGGACCAGCUACCCAUGUUCGCGCUGAUGCAAAAGAAUAUUGUGUUGAACAAUCUGCAGGGCAAAGUCGAAGCUGAGAUAUACGAUUGGGGCACACCUCCACCGUCCAAAGUACUCGGAGAUGCGGGUCGCUACCCUGAUAUCGUCCUUGCUGCUGAUUGCGUGUACUUUGAGCCUGCUUUUCCUCUGUUACUACAGACGUUAGGGGAUCUCAUCGGUCCAUCGACAACGUGCUACUUUUGCUUCAAGAAGAGACGGAAAGCGGACAUGCGGUUCAUUCGAGACAUGACUAAGAAGUUUGCCGUGGAACAGGUCACCUAUGAUGACAGGGAGGGCGACCAGAGGGAGGGAAUAUUCUUGUACCAGGUUCAACAAAAGGAUAGAAAGCAAUAACAUGCAUGAAACCAA